UUGGCUGGCGCGCGGUGACGUCACCGGCGCCCAGGGCUGGGCCGGAGUCGGAGCCAUUUCUGCAGGGGAAGGUCUCGCGGAGCGGAGCGGCCAACAUGUGCGACUUCACCGAGGACCAGACCGCAGAGUUCAAGGAGGCCUUCCAGCUGUUUGACCGAACAGGGGAUGGCAAGAUCCUGUACAGCCAGUGUGGGGAUGUCAUGAGGGCCCUGGGCCAGAACCCCACCAACGCCGAGGUGCUCAAGGUUCUGGGGAACCCCAAGAGUGAUGAGAUGAAUGUGAAGGUGCUGGACUUUGAGCACUUCCUGCCCAUGCUGCAGACAGUGGCCAAGAACAAGGACCAGGGCACCUAUGAAGACUACGUGGAAGGCCUUCGGGUGUUCGACAAAGAAGGGAACGGCACGGUCAUGGGUGCUGAAAUCCGCCAUGUUCUUGUCACACUGGGCGAGAAGAUGACAGAGGAGGAAGUGGAGAUGCUGGUGGCAGGGCACGAGGACAGCAAUGGUUGUAUCAACUAUGAAGAGCUCGUCCGCAUGGUGCUGAAUGGCUAAGAACAUUCCCAGUAUGCCCAGAGUGUUCCCUGUGAGACUGCAUCCCCUGUGAGGCCCCAGAGGCUCCCUAGGCUCUAGUCACGGCUAGUCACGGCACCUUCCCCAGCUUGUCUCUCGGAUGAUGUCUGCUGUCAGCAUUCACCAAAUAAACUGUCUUUUCUAUGCCCUUCAGUUCAGUGCUGCUUUCCUU
This is a messenger RNA of Talpa occidentalis (Iberian mole), 741 nucleotides long. It is a transcript of the gene MYL6, whose product is annotated as myosin light chain 6. Gene Ontology annotation, molecular function: structural constituent of muscle; calcium ion binding. Gene Ontology annotation, cellular component: myosin II complex. NCBI's taxonomy places the organism in Eukaryota, Metazoa, Chordata, Mammalia, Eulipotyphla, Talpidae. The coding region runs from base 96 to 551 and encodes 151 amino acids. The transcript is spliced from 6 exons. The record is from RefSeq and is a predicted model, not a curated record.